ACUCUGCAGACCAGGCCCAUGUCCAGGAGCCUGUAUAAGGAAGGUGAUGUGAUUAUUGGGGGUCUCUUUCCAAUUUAUGUUGAAGCCCCUGAACCUGAUCAGAUGUUCAUACAGAGAGUGCAGGGAAGCCAUUGCCAGAGUGUUGAAUUACGAUCUUACCACUGGCUGCAAACAAUGAUCUUCACAGUGGAGGAAAUUAACCAGAAUCCAUCUCUGUUGCCCAACUUCACAUUGGGCUACCUUGCUGCAGAUACCUGCUUAGCUGAGAGCAGUACACUAAGUGCUGCGUUGGCGAUGGUGACGGGACAGGAGGAGACAGUGUCUGGGGAACGGUGCACAACGGCUCCCAAGGUGCCUGUCAUUAUUGGAGAUGCACGCUCCUCUGCCUCCAUAGUUGUGGCUGAUACCUUGAGUGUUUUUGACAUCCCUAUGGUAAGCUACUUUGCUUCUUGUGCAUGUCUCAGUGAUCGCACCAGGUACCCCACCUUUCUGCGCACAGUUCCUAGCGAUGCCUUCCAGGCUAAAGCCAUGGCCCGGCUGUUGCACCUGAUGGGCUGGACAUGGGUUGGGGUUGUCUCUGGAGAUGAUGUUUAUGGGAAAAGUGGUGUGCAGCUGCUGCUGAAGGAACUAAAGGGUUCAGGUGUUUGCGUAGACUACCAUGAGGUCAUCCCCAAAUCCCAUGCACCCAGUAGGAUUCAACGCAUUGUGGAGAGAAUCCAGAGUUCGAAGGCUCUGGUGGUAGUAACCUUUGCAAUUGGGCCUGAUACUGAGGUCUUGCUGAGAGAAGUGGUGAGAAUGAAUGCCACUCACAGGCAAUGGAUUGCCACUGAAGCAUGGAGCACCUCUACUCACUACUCUACUUGGAGCGGCAUCUCCUUAGCAGGGACCCUUGGUUUUGCCCUGAGGCGGGUUGAUAUCCAGGGUCUGGGCUCAUAUUUGACCCAGUUGAGCCCAGAAGAACACUUAAUGGAGCCACUGGUGCAGAAUGUUUGGGAGGAUGUGUUUGGAUGUAGAUUUGGGGAGCAAAUUCAAUCAGAGUCUCCAAGACCACAGUGCACAGGCUUGGAGAAAGUAGAACAUGGAGAGGCCUAUUUUGAUGUCAUGUAUAAUGUCUAUAAGGCUGUAUAUGCUAUUGCAAAUGCUAUUCAGGACAUGCUGGCAUGUCAGCCUGGCAAAGGACCUUUUGGGAAUGGAGAAUGUCCUGAUAUUAAUCCCAUAAAUCCUAAACAGCUUCUACACUAUCUGAAGGCUGUCCAGUUCACAACACCAGUGGGUGAAAUGGUUGCUUUUGAUGAAAACGGGGAUCCAUCUGCCUCAUAUGACAUAAUUAAUUGGCAUGUAGGGGCUGAAGGAAAAGUGGAGUUUGUCAAAGUAGGACAGUUUGAUGCAGCAAGUGGACCACAGCAAGACUUUCAGCUGGAUCUCAGGAAAGUGUUCUGGGGAGGGGGCUGGGGUUAUGAGGUACCAGUGUCUGUUUGCAGUGAGAGCUGUCCCCCAGGCACCAGGAAAGCUGUACAGAAAGGAAGGCCUCUAUGCUGCUAUGACUGUAUACUAUGCACAUCAGGGGAGAUCAGCAAUGCUACUGACUCUCCAGAGUGCACCAAGUGUCCUGAGAGGUUCUGGUCCAACACUGAACGGACAGAGUGCAUCCCAAUGAUAGUGGAGUUCCUGUCCUUUCAAGAUAACAUGGGCAUCAUCCUUUCAGUGCUUUCAGCUGCUGGAGCAGCUCUUACCAUUACUGUCCUGGCUGCCUUUUUCCGUCAUCGAGACACACCUCUGGUCCGUGCCAACAACUCUGAACUGAGCUUCUUGCUGCUGCUGUCACUUAAACUCUGCUUCCUGUGUGCACUGGCUUUUAUUGGCCAGCCAGCACCUUGGUCCUGCAUGCUACGCCAUACACUGUUUGGGAUUAGUUUUGUGGUGUGUCUGGCUUGUGUGCUCAGUAAAACAGUUGUAGUGCUUGUGGCAUUCAGAGCAACUCUGCCAGGCUCAAAUAUAAUGCGAUACUUUGGUCCUGUUCAGCAGAGGGCAGGUAUUUUCCUCUGUACGCUGAUUCAGGUGGGGAUCUGUGUGUUUUGGCUGGUUCUGGCACCUCCUCUGCCCACAGAAAGUGCAGGAGGUGAGCUUGGCGCAAGGGUGGUACUUCUAUGUGCCGUAGGUUCAGUGGCAGGUUUCUCCCUGGUUCUGGGCUACAUCGGCCUACUGGCUGCUAUCUGCUUCCUGCUGGCCUUCUUUGCACGGAAGCUUCCGGAUAAUUUUAAUGAAGCAAAGUUCAUCACUUUCAGCAUGUUGAUCUUCUGUGCUGUGUGGAUCACAUUUAUUCCAGCAUAUGUCAGCUCUCCCGGGAAGUACACGGUAGCUGUGGAGGUCUUUGCCAUCCUAGCCUCAAGUUAUGGCCUUCUGGUGUGUAUCUUUGCCCCAAAGUGUUACAUCAUCCUACUCAGACCAGAUAAAAACACAAAAAAGAAUAUGAUGUCCAAAUAGUUGAACAAAGGUAAAGACUUUUGGGACAGAUUGCACAAAGAAUAAUAAUGUCGAUUUAGGACUGUUGAAGGCUUCAGAAAGUUAAAUGUGGAAUAAAACUGUAUGCAUAUUAUUUAUUUUUACUCAAAAAGACUCACUAAUGAGUUCCA
This is a messenger RNA of Pangasianodon hypophthalmus (striped catfish), 2633 nucleotides long. Its product is annotated as extracellular calcium-sensing receptor. The coding region runs from base 19 to 2484 and encodes 821 amino acids. The record is from RefSeq and is a predicted model, not a curated record. Gene Ontology annotation, cellular component: membrane. The transcript has 6 exons. NCBI's taxonomy places the organism in Eukaryota, Metazoa, Chordata, Actinopteri, Siluriformes, Pangasiidae. Gene Ontology annotation, biological process: G protein-coupled receptor signaling pathway. Gene Ontology annotation, molecular function: G protein-coupled receptor activity.